AUGAAGCAUCUAUCUGGCGGUGGCGGUGAAGGGAAUUCAAUUGGUUUGGUGAGGAGGAUUAUGCAAACGAUUAUGGUUUUUGUUGGAUUUGCUGUUCUUUCCAUGUUUCUCUACAAUAACAACUCUGCUUCUCGCUUUGCUUUUCCAGCUACUAUCUCACACUACUUCAAUGCUUUCUCCUCGCAAGAAUAUUAUGAUCCAAACCUUAAAAACAUUCUUAAAAACGCAUCAAUGAAGGACAAAACAGUGAUACUCACAACAUUGAAUGAUGCAUGGGCAGAGCCAGGUUCAAUAUUUGAUCAAUUUCUUGAGAGUUUUCAAGUUGGUGGGAACCAAACACAGAAGCUAUUGGAUCAUCUUGUAGUAAUAACUUGGGACCAAAAAGCAUAUUCUCGUUGUGUUGAUUUGCAUAAAUAUUGUUAUCAACUUCAAACAAAAGGUGAUAAUUUCACUAGUGAAGCUUUUUUCAUGACUCCAAGUUACUUGCAUAUGAUGUGGAGAAGAAUUGAAUUUCUUGGUACUGUUCUUGAGUUGGGAUACAGCUUUGUGUUCACGGACACUGAUAUAAUGUGGCUAAGAGAUCCAUUCCCACAAUUUUACAAAGAAGCUGAUUUCCAAAUUGCUUGUGAUUUUUUCAAUGGAAACUCCUAUGACUUACACAACUAUCCAAAUGGAGGAUUCACCUAUGUAAGAUCCAAUCCAAGAACAAUUUGGUUCUACAGAUUUUGGUACAAGUCAAGAGUAUCAUAUCCAACUAAGCAUGAUCAAGAUGUUCUAAACAAAAUCAAAAUGCACCCCUUAAUUACAACUAAGAAGCUCAAGAUUAGGUUCUUAAGCACCGGUUACUUUGGAGGGUUUUGUCAAUCUGGCAAGGAUUUUAGUAAAGCCACAACAAUGCAUGCUAAUUGUUGUGUUGGUUUGGAGAAUAAAGUUGAAGAUCUUAAAAUUGUGCUUAAGGAUUGGAAAAACUAUAUGGGAUUGAAUGAAAAUCAUAGGAAAAAUUCACACCCUUCUUGGAAUGUGCCAAAAAGUUGCAGGGGUUCCUUUGAACGUGCUAGAGAAAAGAGGAAAAAAAAUAAAGGGAGGUUGUAA
Molecule: messenger RNA, 1092 nt
Organism: Vicia faba (fava bean)
Lineage: Eukaryota; Viridiplantae; Streptophyta; Magnoliopsida; Fabales; Fabaceae
Source: the annotation of a GenBank genome assembly